CAGCAGCCGGUCCAAUCAGCGCUGCCGCUUCUGACGACUGACUCCAAUGAUCCGGCCUGGAGACCAGGAAGCGCGGCUCAGUCUCCGAGUGAAACAGACACAGGCGCUGCUCUCUCGGAAUGGUGAGUCUCAGGUUUUUACCGUCCACGCAGAACACAGCCGGAUCAAUGUGACCGUCGGAGGAAAUGCGUUAUUUUCAGUGCGGCCGUCGGCCGAGGUCACCAGUGGGAGCUGGGCUUUCUAUGGGAAAUUAGUCCUCCAGUGGAUCAAUGCAAAUGUGGUCUAUGGUAGUGGGUACCAAUCACGGGCUGAGUUAUUCAGCUCCAACGGAUCUCUCCUGCUGAGGUCGGUCAACAUGUCUGACAGCGGGGAGUACAUCGUGAACAUGCUUACAAAGAGCGGCUCUUCAGCUUCAGCGACCAUUACUCUGCGGGUCCUUGAGCCUGUUUCCAAACCCAUCAUGCAAUCCACUGCCACCGACGUAGUAGAAUACCGCACCGUGAUAUUGACCUGCAUCGCAACAGGCACAGAGGUCUCUUAUCUGUGGCUUCAAGACAAUAUCGUUAUAAUUCCUGGUGGCAGGUUUGAACUGGGUGCCGGUAAUAGCACAUUCACUAUUCCUCGAGUGUUACGGACAGAUGGACCGUUCAGCUGCCGUGCAGAUAACUUGAUUAGUGGAAGGACAAGCGACCCGUUUUAUCUUAAUGUUUACUACGGACCGGAUUGUCCACAUGUCACCACUGACGCUGACUCCGCUAUUCGCUUUGCCGGAAGCACCAUCACGUCAACAUGUUUCGCACAGUCGAGCCCAGCUGCUGAUCUGGAUUGGUAUCUGAACGGAUCCUAUCUACAAACUGGGCAACAGCUCAUCCUUGAGACUAUUUCUGUUGGGGACAUGGGGAACUACACUUGUCAGGCCUAUAACCGUAUGACAGGAAGGUACAUUGCCUCAACCGUGCAAAUAAUUGUGCUCGAGGUCGUGUCUGACAUCACUGUCUCGACCAACGAUUCCACUCCAGUGGAAAACGUCGAUGCCAUAGCACUGACCUGUCACGCCUUGGGCACUGUUCAGACGCGGACAUGGUUGAAAAACAACCAACGCAUCAAGAAAACCGGUAGAAUAUCUACAUCUCCCGACAAUUCUGAACUAACGAUAACUAGUGUGAAUAGAAAUGAUGCAGGGACAUACAAGUGCAUCGUCAGCAACAGUUUCAGCAGUGGAGCUGGAGAGACCUACGUGCAAGUUUACUCACCGUUAACAGAUGCCUGUUGUACCCUCUGCCCUGGUGCCAUCGCGGGCAUCGUCCUUGGUCUACUUGGUGUGGGUCUGAUCAGCGGAAUGAGUGGUUGGUUGAUCGGAAGGAAAACUGGCGGGGUGAAAGGUCCACCCCAGGCGAAGUAUGGCAAGAGCAUCACUUCAGGAGGAAAGAGCACAUUGGCCACAAACACCGCGAACACAUUGCAGACCUAUGAAAAUUUCCCAAGGAAUGAACAGAAUAUAAGUACGAAUGCACCAGAUGGAAACUCCACUUAUAUGGGACUGAAGCUGGAAGAUCGAUCCGUUUACAGUGAUCUGAGGAGAUGACGUCAUUGGUGACGAGAGGAGGAUCGUUGGCUGGUGAUUGGCGACGGCAGAAGGACAACCGAUCGAGGAAGAUACCGCUGUCUCUCACUUUUCCUUCACAACUGUUGUGCAUGUAGCCCUCAGAUACCUCCCGAGUGUCACAUCCCCAGGACAGAGACAUCCCUGAGGAUUAUGAGCCAAUGGUGUCAUCUGGACUUGGUUCCUUCAACAGAGCCCACUCCCGUCCAACCCAUGGAGCAAGCUGAUAGACACUCUCCUCGCUGGCACCCACAUUUCCCCUCUCAACGUUGCCAUGCGAUGUGAUUUGUGUGACCUCUUGACCAGUAUUACAAACUUGCUCGUCUCUGACCAGUACCUGCGCAAGUCCCUAAACCAUUGCAGUGUGUCGUUCUCAAACCGUCAGCUUGGCUUCGGUUUUCCCUUGGCCUGGACCGGACUGCAGCUGCUCAUGCGGUCAGGUGACGCUGACUUCCCCGUUUCAGGUCACAAUAAUGUGCAGCUUACAGUAUCAAACUUCCCUUUUGGCAAGAAAGAGUUGCUUUAGGGUAGAACAACCCAUCAGCAGAUUUUUCUGGGGGACAUCCAGCUGACCGAGCGAUUGUCACCAUUCACGAUGGGAAUGAAAAUCUAGGUGACUGAUCCCACAACCAGCAGCUGCCACAAACAUUUCUUCUCCCCGGCCACUCUCCCGAUGUUACUAUCACUUUAUCAGCCUGUGGCAGGAAUGCAAAAGUGGACGUGGAUGGACUUGCGGGCCAACAGCCGGGAAGGCGGAAGAGCAACUUUCCAAUGGACAGGGAGUGAAUAAUAAACAUUAGGAUUUGCUAAAAUAAAGAGCAAAGGAACUUCGUUUGGUAGUCCUCAAUUCUUCAAUGUAAGGAGUCCAGGAAACAAAGAGGAUGGAUUAAGGAGACAAAUAUACAUAUGGAAUUAUCUAACCCUAGCAUCGAGUAAAACAAGGAAUAACCACGGGCAGUAAUAACACAUUAAUACCAUGGUUACAGGUUUCAGAGCAGACAGAAAUAAUGACGUAGAAUUAAAUGUGGGCUCAGUGUAACAAAGCAAAAUGUAAUAAUCGGCAGGUGAUUGAACAAUCAAGAGGGAUGUUGGCGCUGGGAUUGCACAAGGCGCCCUCCUUCGUUCUGGUGCCCGAGUCUCCUCAACUCAGUCAUUCAUAUGGACGUGUCACCGUGGUUUUGAUGAAAGUCUCCAGCUGAAUCGUUAUCUCGUUCUCCCUCCUUAGAUACUGCCUGACCUAUUGACUAUUUACCGCAUUGUGCGUUUUAUUUCAAACUCCUUUAUAUCCAUUCAAUCAAGUGCCUGCAGCCUGUUUAGUUUCCUGAUCGCUGCUCUAAUCGGCUCGGUCUAUGGUUCUGCUUGCAGAGACUCUGGUUGAGUUCCCGUUGCAACUGUCCAAUUGAACAAAAAUAUGACGUCACUUAUUUUUGCAGAAUACCGACACAUCCCAUAUCUCCGUUCACUUUGCGUAUUUCUUAAUUGUGCGGCUCUCAU
Molecule: messenger RNA, 3097 nt
Organism: Pristis pectinata (smalltooth sawfish)
Lineage: Eukaryota; Metazoa; Chordata; Chondrichthyes; Rhinopristiformes; Pristidae
Product: carcinoembryonic antigen-related cell adhesion molecule 1-like
Exons: 11
Coding region: 47-1585 (512 amino acids)
Source: RefSeq, a predicted model, not a curated record